UUAACUACUGAAAUGAAAGAAAAUGAGCCAAAAGAAAUAAUUCAGCUCAACACCGUUUCACAACUUCCGGCAAGGACCGUUGACGUAAAUCAAGGCAUUUUCUUUCAUCUGACGCUACAGUCGCCAUUUUAACAACCAUGGCUCGUGGUCACCAAAAGAUCCAGUCUCAGCAGAAGAACAAGGAAAAGAUGGACAAGUUGAAAAAGGCGUCAGGCCAUGACCAAAAAAAGGCCGCACUGGCUGGUCUGAAAUUCGUCUGCACUGCUUGCAAGGCCCAGAUGCCAGACCCGAAGACCUACAAGCAGCACUUUGAGAACAAACACCCGAAACUGGAUCUGCCAGAUGAACUCAAGGAAAUAUAA
Molecule: messenger RNA, 362 nt
Organism: Mya arenaria
Lineage: Eukaryota; Metazoa; Mollusca; Bivalvia; Myida; Myidae
Product: zinc finger protein 706-like
Exons: 3
Coding region: 138-362 (74 amino acids)
Source: RefSeq, a predicted model, not a curated record